AUGCCUCUGAAGGGUCGCUCGACUAAGGCGGCCGUGGAUGUUACUCUCCCUGACGACAUCAUGCCGGAUCAGAACUUCACGCCAACACCUGUGGACGAAGAGGCUGUUGGGAAGGAUUCGGCACACACGGUGAACUCGUCCAAGGAUAAGGCUGUCGCGGUUGAGCCGGCAUCAGUGUCUGCUGCUGGUGCUGCGGGAAGUUCGGGACUCACAGUGGAGGAAAAGAGUCAGUUGCAUCAGUCCGUGGUUGUCGACGAGGAAGAGUUUCUGGAAGACGACUCGGAUGAAGAGUUAGACAUUGAUAUCGCAAAGGAAGAUGCUUUCCGCCUCCGCUUUACCGUUAUCUUACUCAUUCCGAUGGUGCUGUCGCAGGAGAUCAAAGCUAUCAUCUCAGCCGUCCGUCUUCUGAUGUCUAAGGUGUGGUGCUCCUCCCUUACCGCGAAUGCUGGAAUCACGACCAACAUUCAGGAGAUGACUUCUGGUUACGUGGCGAAGACGCGCUUCUGCCGGCUGCAAAUUUCCUUCCUGGACGAGAGGGAUGCUCACCAUAUCAAGUCACAUGUCUUCGAGUACCAGAAGGCGCACGGUCCGGCAAUCAAGUGCAUCUGGCAGCACACGGAAGAUUCCUCGUACCUUAAGGAGAAAGCUGCUCACCCUCUUGCUAUUGAAGUGCUUUUUCGUCGCGUACCUGCUAACAUUGUUCCUGAGGUGCUGAAGGAUCUGCUCGUCCGCUUCAAGCUAAAGAUGCGGAAGCAAUCUGCCUUCAAAGAGGGUUUUGCUUUCCACCGCGUGGCUCAUCCUCUUACCGGUGCGGAUACUGAUGUGAUCAAGGGCCUGGCACUGACGUCCCCGUUUGCUCUCGCAGCCUCAUCCCUGAGCACCUCCGCUCUGAUCACCCCCAUCUUGAAAGAUCCUGCGAUUGCACUUAUCUCAACCGGCAGCAACCGCGAGGAGUGGAUCUGUAGGCAAUUGUACUGUGGAAAGGCGAAAGGAAAAUCCUUCAUGGCUGCUGCAGACCACAUCGUCUCAGCGACUCACCUGCUGAACUUGGAGAAGCUGGGCACAGCAACAAAGGUCUCACUGGACAAGGCGGUCCUUGCCAGCCUGAAGAAAGACUAUGGAGCCACCACUCACCUGGGUCCCGGGAUCUGGAGGCUGCACGCAGCAGCAAUCGGAAGGCCAGGAGUGCGGAAGGCGGUGGAAGCCGCUCUUACCAAGGCGGCGGAGAACGGAGUAGAGGACUUUCAGCUGCUGUUGGGUAGGCUGAACGCGGGUCUGCGCUCAUACAUGAAAGAGGAGGGGAAGAGGAUUAAGAGAACUAUUGCUCAUCUGGUAGAUGUAGAUGCGGAGCUGAGGCAGGAGCAGAUGCGGAGUCCAGGCUGUCAGCGGACGAGAGAUCUUCUGCUGGUCAGAGAAACGCAACUGCACGAAUAUCAUGCGGCCAAGCGGGACAGGUUGCACCUGAUGGCAGGCACGAACACGGAGCUUGCACGGGAGGUUCCGUCUCCCUUCCUGUCGGCACGGGUGAAGGUCAGAAAGCAGCGCACGCAAAUCGCGGAGUUAACGGUGGGUGGGACGACAGUUUCAGACGCUCAGGGAAUUCUGAAAGCAGCCACUCAGUACUACACCGACCUGUCUGGAGCAGACGGCAGGACUUCGUCGGAGCGGUGGAAGCCACUUCCGGGGAAAAGGCUGAAUGCGGAGGCGGCGGAGAUGUUGGAAGCAGAUUGGACGGAGCAGGAAGUGAAACAGGCCUUCAAGGCGCUGGCUAACAAUAAGUCGCCGGGGAAGGACGGCCUUCCGAAAGAACUUUUCGAACGGAACUGGGACAUCUUGGGUGGGGAAUUCCUUAGAAUGGCGCAGAACUUCUCUGACACGGCUUCAAUUCCUGCCAGCAUUAAGGAAGCAGUCACCAUUUUGCUUCAUAAAAAGGGAGACAAGGACAAGCUGGACAAUUACAGACCAAUCACUCUACUUAACUUCACUUACAUAGUUCUGGCGCGUGUGGUGGCGAACAGGAUGAGGCCCUUGCUUCACCGAGUAAUCUCCGAGGAACAGUAUGGGUUCAUACCCGGGAGGAGAAUCUCGGACGCGAUCGGUGUGGUAGCCGACGUGAUUGAGGCGGCAAAGAAGGGUGACGAGGACUGGUACUUGCUGUUGGUUGACUUCCGCAAAGCGUUUGACUCCGUCUCAAGAAGCUUCAUCUUCACGGUCCUCAGGGAGAUGGGUUUCCCGGAGAGGUUCGUCGGCUGGGUGGAGGGCCUGCACAGGGAGACAAAGACAAGACUUUUAGUUAACGGCUGGCUGGGCGAAGCGGUAGAUGUGAAGUCAGGAGUCAGGCAAGGGUGUCCACUCGCCCCUUACCUCUUCCUGUGCGCGGUGGAACCCCUUGCGCAAGAAGCUUGCCGUCGCAAACUCGGACUCUGCAACAAGGCAGGGCAGCGGCCGGUGUACCUGGGUUAUGCGGAUGACACUACACUCUUCCUGGAGGGGAAGCGACAGAUUGCCAGGGCUGAAAAACUCUUGGACUACUUCGCGCAACUGUCGGGUUUGGCGACAAACAGAGACAAGUCAGUGGUCAUGCCGCUCGGUCACAACCUUGGGCGGAGACCUGGGACGCUGGGAGGUUUUAAGUGGGCAAAGGCGGACGAAGCGGAGCAGUUACUCGGGGUGUGGGUCACUCCCUCUGGAAGCAGUGCGCCAACCUGGCAGAGAGCCUUCGAAAAAAUCACAGUUGAGCUGAUAAAAUGGAAGGCGCUCUUCCUCACGAUCGCGGCCAGAGUGGUGAUCAUAAAUUGCUACAUCACGCCGAGAAUCGCUUACCAGGCGCAGGUGUAUCCCCCACCUGAGAACGUCUGGAAGCAGCUCUUGAAGCUGAUGCACAACUUUCUGUCAGGGAAUAACGCAUCGGCGGAUGGGAGCUAUUUCCUUUGGAGCUGGGAUCUUCUUUCCACCCCCAGAGUGGACGGCGGCCUUGGGGUGCUGGAUCCGGAUAUCCUACUCGCUUGUUUGGCUGCCAGGAGGAUCGGCGGUCUACUGCUGGAGGGGAACGGGAAAAAAAGGAAGUUAUGCUCACUGCGGUCGGACUCCCGAUGGGGAACGACACUUUCGUGGCGCACGAGAAAUUGCUGA
Messenger RNA from Closterium sp. NIES-65, 3132 nucleotides. The record is from the annotation of a GenBank genome assembly. NCBI's taxonomy places the organism in Eukaryota, Viridiplantae, Streptophyta, Zygnematophyceae, Desmidiales, Closteriaceae.